AUUUAAUAUUAUUCCUUUUCCUGGCAGCCUCAUUCACUCGCGUGUUUUCGGUGUUUUUGCUUUUUUUGAAAAUUCUUAUUUUUUCUUUCGUUUAAUUCUCGGCAUUCUGUGGUGCAACAAAAUUAAAAUUUGGUAGAGCUAAUUUUAUUUAAUCUAAUUUAAGAUUUAAAACAAACAAAAAGCUCAUCCACAUCACAAAAUGCCACCAAAAGUUGAUCCUAAUGAAAUUAAAAUUGUGUACCUUCGUGCUGUUGGUGGUGAGGUAGGUGCUACAUCAUCUUUGGCUCCAAAAAUCGGUCCACUUGGUUUAUCACCGAAAAAAGUUGGUGAUGAUAUUGCUAAAGCUACAUCCGAUUGGAAAGGUUUGAAAGUUACCUGUAAAUUGAUCAUCCAAAAUCGACAGGCACAAAUUGAAGUUGUACCAUCAGCUGCUUCGUUAUUGAUCAAAGGCUUAAAAGAACCGGCACGUGAUCGGAAAAAAGUUAAAAACAUUAAACAUAGUGGUAAUCUACCAAUGGAAGAAAUAAUCAAAAUUGCCCGUAUAAUGCGACCACGUAGUAUGGCACGUAAAUUAGAAGGUACUGUUAAAGAAAUUUUAGGUACUGCCGUUUCCGUUGGUUGUACUGUUGAUGGACAACAUCCACAAGAUAUUAUUACCAAAAUUAAAGAUGGUGAAAUCGAAAUUCCCGACGAGUGAAUUUUUGGUUAAAUAAAAAACAUGACAUUUUUCAAAUAAAAAAAAAUUUCUUUUUA
Molecule: messenger RNA, 753 nt
Organism: Dermatophagoides pteronyssinus (European house dust mite)
Lineage: Eukaryota; Metazoa; Arthropoda; Arachnida; Sarcoptiformes; Pyroglyphidae
Gene: RpL12
Product: ribosomal protein L12
Biological process (GO): translation
Cellular component (GO): ribosome; cytosolic large ribosomal subunit
Molecular function (GO): large ribosomal subunit rRNA binding; structural constituent of ribosome
Source: RefSeq, a predicted model, not a curated record